Molecule: messenger RNA, 4885 nt
Organism: Propithecus coquereli (Coquerel's sifaka)
Lineage: Eukaryota; Metazoa; Chordata; Mammalia; Primates; Indriidae
Gene: ERICH3
Product: glutamate-rich 3
Exons: 14
Coding region: 221-4885 (1554 amino acids)
Source: RefSeq, a predicted model, not a curated record
AACCGGGAGGCUGUGGAUACCGCCAGCGGGUGGGGGCCCGGGAGGCUGCGGGGAGCCCGGGCGCCAAGUGGCGGCGGCGGCCCAGCCCAGGUGCCGGGCGCACCGGCGACCGCAGUAGGAAGCCACCCCGCGAGCGCGACUGUCGCAGCGCCAGCGCGCGCGGGGCCCCACGCACCCACUCUCUGCACCUGCCGCGGGGUCUAAAAGGGAUUCUACAAAAAUGAGCCAUUCUCACCCCGCUGGAUUACUUGCAGCAUAUGAUAGCCUUACGGAUAAACACCUGGCUGGAUAUUUUAACAAUACAAGGAUAAGGCGACAUCUCUUGAGAUCAGGGCUGAUCACAAGAAGUGGAAGAAUACUUUCUGAAAAAGAAUACAAACUAAAUAUCAUGAAGCGAGAUCACCAGAAAUAUAUCCGGGAGUGCUUAGCCCAGGCUAUUUUCCAUAAGGUUCUUGAUAUGGAGCGUUACCAUCAGCUUGAAAUAAAAAAGAAAUUGGAAACCUUAGCUAGGAAGGAGAGAAUUCAGAGAUUUAAGGGAGAGCACACAAGACGAUUUAUUGAAAAUAACAUGCCAAGUCUGUCUCCCCAUCCCCCAGUUGGCCCAAGGACGAAUCGUGGCCAUAGUGUUCUGGUUGAUGAAGGACCUUCCAGUCCAUUAGCACUGACAGCCCCUCGACCAUAUACUGCCCCAGGAAAUAUGCAGCCUCCAAUUCGAUUACAGCCUCUUCCCAGUAAUCCUGCAGUGGGGACUGUUCCAAAGAUAACUUCGGGGUCCAGAUCAAAAUCCUCAUUGCUGGAAAGUGAAGCUCCAUUUCCUAUUGGGGGCAAGAAGGCAGUGAUGAAGUUCAGGAACUCCACAGGCAAUUCACAGAGAAUGAAUCCAUAUCGACUUCCAGACAUUAACAGUUGCAUGAUGCCUAUUCCUCCUCCACUUCCUCCCCCAAAUGGAAAAAUCACAAGAGAAAAUAGAUCUGAAACAUGGAGAAGGAGAACAUUUCGUCCAACCACUGCUCCAAAUGGCUUAGAACCUCUCUUUACCAGGGAUUCAAGAAGUAUUUAUAAAACAUCGCCACAUAGUAAUGCAGCUAUUACAAUGAUCUAUUUGGGGAAAAAUGUACACCUAUCUUAUGAUAACCCAGACUUCCGGGAUGAAAUAAAAAUUUAUCAACAGCACUGUGGUGGGGAAAAUCUUUGUGUCUACAAAGGCAAACUACUUGAGAAAGAGACCUUUCAGUUUAUUUCCAAAAGGCACCAUGGUUUCCCCUUCAGUCUCACCUUUUUCCUCAAUGGGAUGCAGGUGAAUAGGUUAAGCUCCUGCUGUGAAUACAAGCACCGAAAAGGUUCCAGACUUGGAGGCAAACGAGGAUACUUUGGAUUUGUGUGUGUUGAGAGAUCAUCUCCUUGCUACAAGUGCAUUAUUGCAAUGGGCCUUGAUAAAAAAACAUCUUUACCAAAACCUCGGAAAGAAAAGAGCACUGAGAAGAGAGUGGAACUGAGGAAGGGUGAGGGGAAAGUGAGGAAAGACGGAGAGUACAUGACACCAAGAAGAAAUGAGAUGAAGGGGGACAAAACCUCUGUCUCAGACAUUUUUUCAGCUCAAGAAAUAAACACUGGGGUCAGAGAAGUGAGAACUGCUAUGGAAGAAAUGGAACGUAAAGGAAAACCAGGUCAAGAUGUUUGGGAAGAUGACCAGGAAAAUACUUUAAAAUAUGAAUAUGAAGAAGAUUUUGAAGUAGAUGAGGAGAAACACUAUGGGAAAGCUAAUGAAGAAGGACAGGCUGAUGAUCAAAUGAAUGGAAUAUCAAAGUCACCCUCAGAUGAUGAAAAAGAUAAUUUAGACCCUGAAAAGGAGAGUGAAAGCUCAUCACAGAAGGCACCAGAUGCCCAUGACAAUGUGAAAGAUGAGGAUGAUGGGUGCUCGGAGAGUGACUCAGAAGAGGAUAAACAAGAUAUAAAAACUACUUCAUUAGCCUCAUCCAGAAGUCACGCCUAUUCUAGUGUCAGUGAGGAUGAAUCUCCAUCAGGAGACAGGGAAGCCCACACUGAAAACAGUGCAGAGGAAAGUACCAGAAGUUCAUCUGCUCAGGAACUGAGUGAAAAUGAUGAGCCAGGAAAAUCCCACCUCUCGACUGAGGAAUCCUUAGAAAUUGAAACUGAAGAACAAGAAGUAACAAAAGCAGAUGUGGAGACCAAACCCCUGCCAAUAGAGGAAAGCUCUGAGAACAUUCUUGAGGAAGAAAUGGAGAAGGGAACCCAAGGGAUUGCAGGGAGUUUAUCUGAGAAGUCCAGGAAACAUGUGUCCGAGGAAGAAAAGGAAAAGGAUGCAAGUAAGCUAUGUGAAGGAAGCACUGCUAAGCUGAAGGACAAAAAGGCAGGUUUCCCUGGGAUGGAGAAAGGUGGUAAGUAUGUUGGACAGAUUAUAACUGAAGCUGUGGCAUCAGGCUGCCACAGCCACUAUGAUGCCGAGUCUGGCGUUAGCAGCACAGACGAGGAGUGGAAGCCCUCGAGGAAGCUGGAGAGUGACACAGGUGGAGUGUCAAAUAAGAAUUUAGCGGUGGAGGAAAGGGUGGCAGUCAACUCAAACGAGGAAUCCAAGCAAGUUGCACAAGAAACAUAUAAGCUGGAGAAGAAAGAAGCCAUGGAGGAAGAUGAAGCUCUUCAGCACAGAGAUGCUACAAUAGAAGAAAAAAGGGACAGAGCACUGUGGGGAGAAGCGGGCCUGGAUGAGGUUCCCUUUGGGGAGGGAAAGCCAACAGCAGUGCAGCCAGCAUUAGUAGAACAGUUUGCAGAAGAAAGGGAGAGCCCUCCAGCCAUAGAAAGUGGGGCCGAGGCAGGGGCAGAAGUAGAAGGGGCAAGAAGGCUGUGUAAGGCGGGGUUAGACCCCGCAGGAAAAGCAGCAGCAAGAGACACAGUGGAUCUGAAUAAAGAUGAGGCUCCAGAAGAGCAGGCCUUGAUGCUAACCGUGCUUGAGGCAGUGGAGGCCGCUUCCCCAGGGGAACGGGGUUCGGAGAAGGCAGCGCUUUCAAACAAGGCAGAAGCCCUGAACUUGAAGCAUCUUCGGGAGGCAGCAGCAGCCCUGAGAGAGGCAGGGACACCAGAGAGGAGAGAGGCUGAGAGAGGGGCCGCUGGGAGUGAGGCAGGGUCCCAAAAACCAGAUGCGGAGGGAAGUGAAGAGGAAGCAUCCACAGACCUAGAGGACACGGGACCCAUGGAAGACACAGCAUGGGAAAGAGAGGAUGGUUCUGAAGAGGCAACUCUGGAGGGAGAGGAACCAGCCAAAGAGAGGAAGGAAGUUAUGAGAACAGAAACGCCUUUGAGCCCCUCAGUGGGAGAGACAGCGGUGAACUGGACGCAGGUCUCCGGGGGCAGCCCUGAAGCCCUCUGUGAGGAAGAUGCAGAAAAGGAGGAGACUGUGACUGAGGCGGAAUCUAAUAGGGAAAACGACAGGAAAGAAAUGGUACCUGAGGAAUUAGAUGUAGCAAGAGAGAGGAAAGCUGAGAGGCCAAAAACACCUCUGAGGGAAACCGAAUCUGAGAGAGAAGAGGUGACAAGGGCAAAUGAACUUAAGGAUGAAGACGCUUUAGAAGGAGAGCAAAACCUUAAAGGGAAAGAGGAGAAAACAGCAAAGGAGGAAAGAUCUGAGGAAGACACAAAAGCCCCCCCCAAUGAAACGAAAUCUGAUGCUGAGAAUGCAGCACCGGAGAAAGCAUCUGAAUUGUCUGAAGAUCCGGGGCUUCUAGAACAUUCACUGAGAGAGAGAGCGGUUAGCAUGUUUGAAGCCACGCCUGGAUUUGAAAAGUCACUGGAAAACGUGACAGUUCUCAGGAAGGGAGGAGGAGGGGGGAGACUGAGCGAAGCCGAAGACACACAGCGCGAAGGCAGAGCGGAGCUGUUGCACGGGGAGAAUGUGGCCCCGGAGGAGGAGGGGAGCCCCUGCCGGGCAGAGCGUGCCUCGGGCGCUGCUGCCAGAAAGCCGGAGGGAAAGGCGCAGGCCCGCGAGGCGGCGGUGUCCACCCCAGGUGCGGUGGAGGAACCUGAGGCCAAAGCCCAAGACCGCCUCACGGGGCCGGAGGGGAGGGAUGAGGGAGCGCCUCUGCAGGUGCCAGAAGGAGCGGAGGUCAUGAUAACGACCCAGGAAGAUGCUCCUGAGGGAGAUCCCAUGAUGGCAGGAAAGUUCGGUGAAGAAGGCGUGGAUGAGGACUCAGAGGAGAAGGAUGAAGAGUGCACUCUGGGGACAGGAGUGAUGCAGGACAAGAACACAGAGCGGGUCUGGGGCAUGGGAGGAGGAGCCGCUGCUGAGGAAGGUCUACACCGAGGAGGAGGAGUGGCAGCAGAAGCCGCCGCAGAGGAGAGGGAGGUGUUGGCAGGUUCCCUGACAGCUGAAGGAAAAACAGUAGCAAAGAAAGCCUCCUCCUUUUCAGAUGUUGCUGGGAAAGAAACUUGGCACCAAGAGGAUGAGUUACUAGGCAAAACAGCAGCUGCAGAGAGGCUGGCGGUGGAGGAGUUAGCGCUGCCGAGCAGGGAGGCGGUGCCAGCGGUGGAGGAGGCGACAGUGACAUCAACAUCAGAGGGUUGGGUGGGAGCUCCCCAGGAAGCUUUGGCCCUGGCAGGGAAGGCCCCAGGGCAAGGACAGGACCAAGCCAGAGGGGUAGCGCGAGGGCAGGCAGCGGCCGGGAGUGGCGAUGGGGGGCAGGAGCCCGGAGCAGCGGAAGAAUCCCAAAUAGUAUUAUCACAGGCGAGACAGAGGCCACCGAGUAGAGACGGUCUACGGGAGGUGGCAGCACUGCCUAGGAACCCCGAUUUCACUGGAACGCAAGAGAAGCAAGAGCGUAUGGUGCAAAAAAGUGAGGAUGCUGAUGUCUCCCUGAGUGACCUGAAGGCCUAG